Molecule: messenger RNA, 781 nt
Organism: Setaria italica (foxtail millet)
Lineage: Eukaryota; Viridiplantae; Streptophyta; Magnoliopsida; Poales; Poaceae
Product: non-specific lipid-transfer protein A
Exons: 2
Coding region: 51-422 (123 amino acids)
Biological process (GO): lipid transport
Cellular component (GO): membrane
Molecular function (GO): lipid binding
Source: RefSeq, a predicted model, not a curated record
GCAAGAGCAGUAGCAGCAACACUAGCAAGGAAGAAACUACAGAGAUCGAGAUGGCGAGGAAGGGCGUUGCGGCGGCGGUCAUCGUGGUGGCGGCCAUGGCGUUCCUGGUGGUCACGAUGGCGGCGAGGCCGGCCGAGGGCGCCGUGACGUGCGCGGAGGUGGACUCGAACCUGCGCCCCUGCGUCGGGUACGUGACGGGCAAGGAGGCGGCGCCGCCCGCCGAGUGCUGCGCCGGCGUGAAGCGGAUCAGGGCGCUGCCGUCCGGCACGGUGGAGCGGCGGCAGGCGUGCGAGUGCGUGAAGCAGGCCGCGGCGAAAUUCCCGGGGCUCAACGCCGACGCCAUCCGCGACCUCCCCGCGCGCUGCGGCUCGCCGCUGCCGUUCCCGCUCACACUCAACUUCGACUGCACCACAAUUCCAUGAACUGAACUCAUAUGAAGGCAAAGAGGCCAUCCUGAAAGUGUGGAGAGACUAAAAGAUGUAGAGAGGGGAGUAGAAUAAGAGAGUUCACUCACUCUAAGUGAACUUGUUGCUUUUGUAACAAUAAUGUCCCUUGCUUUGCAUGCUAGAUUUUAUCUAAUGUACUGGAAAUAAUGUGUUGGGCGUCGUCACCAUGCAUGCUUUUGUGGUGGUUUGUUGCAUUGCAUCUCUCCCUGCGUGGAGAGGAGUUGUCUCGAGUUGUUCAACGCUGGUGUUCACAAUAUUGAUGACCUCCAGUUGUUUGUACUACUUGUUUUUCUUUACCUCUUCUAAUAAAACUUGCUGGAAAUCUCUUGAUAUCA